This is a messenger RNA of Olea europaea var. sylvestris, 1966 nucleotides long. RefSeq names its product xylulose kinase-like. Lineage: Eukaryota; Viridiplantae; Streptophyta; Magnoliopsida; Lamiales; Oleaceae. The coding region runs from base 142 to 1794 and encodes 550 amino acids. Gene Ontology annotation, molecular function: D-xylulokinase activity. The transcript is spliced from 11 exons. Gene Ontology annotation, cellular component: cytosol. Gene Ontology annotation, biological process: D-xylose metabolic process; xylulose metabolic process. The record is from RefSeq and is a predicted model, not a curated record.
ACGUGUUCGUUCAUAUCUAAUUGUCCUAUAUAAUAGAUACCUCUAUAAACAUCUCCAAUAUUUUUUAAAAUUUAGUUCUGAAUUAGUCAAAUUUUAUUCCUUUUCGCCUUUCAGGUUCUGAUUAAUUGAAUUCUCGCUCUAAUGGAGGAUUGUUCUCUACCUAAGGAUGCUUACUUUCUUGGAUUUGAUAGCUCUACUCAGUCAUUGAAGGCAACUGUAUUGGAUUCGAACCUCAACAUUGUUGCUGCAGAGAUAGUUAAUUUUGAUUCUGAGUUGUCACAUUACAAGACUAAAGAUGGUGUUUACCGGGACCCUUUGGUUAAUGGGAGAAUUGUGUCGCCCACUAUAAUGUGGGUCGAAGCUCUCGACCUCGUACUUCAGAGGCUUCAGAAAUCAAAUUUGGAUUUUGGAAAGAUUGCUGCUGUUUCUGGUAGUGGACAACAACAUGGCAGUGUGUAUUGGAAGAAUGGAAGUUCCAAAAUACUGUCAUCAUUUGACCCGAAAAAACUAUUGAUUGAUCAACUUCGUGAUGCCUUUUCCAUCAAGGAGUCUCCUAUAUGGAUGGACAGCAGCACCACGGAACAAUGCAAGGCAAUUGAGAAAGCUGUUGGUGGUGCAUUGAAAUUAUCUGAGCUUACUGGUUCACGUGCUUACGAGAGAUUUACUGGCCCACAAAUUCGGAGGAUAUCUGAGACACAACCAGAAGUUUAUCAGAACACGGAAAGAAUCUCUCUUGUCAGCUCCUUCAUGGCAUCGCUUCUUACAGCGAGUUAUGCUUGUAUAGAUCAAACUGAUGGUGCAGGGAUGAAUUUAAUGGAUAUAAAAGAGAGAUCAUGGUCCAAAAUAAUAUUGGAGGCUACUGCACCAGGCUUGGAGGAAAAACUUGGCAAAUUAGCUCCUGCACAUGCUGUAGCUGGUUUAAUAGCUCCCUAUUUUGUGGAGAGGUACGACUUCAACAAAAACUGCUUGAUCGUUCAGUGGUCUGGUAAUAAUCCUAACAGUGUGGCAGGGUUAACACUCAACAGUCCUGGGGAUCUAGCCAUCAGUCUUGGUACUAGGACACUGUACGUUUUUGGAAUCACAACUGAACAUAAACCAUCCUUAGAAGGGCAUGUCUUUCCUAAUCCAGUGGAUCCAAAAAGCUACAUGGUUAUGCUGUGCUAUAAGAAUGGGUCUCUGGCCCGUGAAGAUAUACGUAACCAGUGUGCGGAUAAAUCUCGGGAGGUUUUUAAUAAAUUUUUGCAGCAAACCCGACCUCUAAAUGGUGGAAAAUUAGGCUUUUAUUACAAAGACCAUGAAAUUCUUCCUCCUCUUCCAGUCGGGUUCCAUCGUUAUGUUCUUAAGAAUUUCAAUGGAGAGUCUUUAGAUGGAGGAAGUGAAUGUGAAGUCCAGGAUUUUGACCCUCCUUCUGAGGUUCGGGCAUUAGUUGAGGGCCAGUUGCUUUCUAUGCGAGCUCAUGCUGAAAGAUUUGGCAUGCCUUCACCUCCAAAGCGGAUCAUUGCUACUGGUGGAGCAUCAGCAAACAACUACAUUCUGAGCUCUAUAGCUUCAAUUUUUGGGUGCAAUGUUUAUACAGUCCAAAGGCCAGACUCGGCUUCAAUGGGGGCUGCACUAAGGGCAGCUCAUAGUUUGUUGUGCAACAAGAAGGGCAAUUUUGUACCGAUAUCGAGCAUGUACGUGGACAAUUUGGAAAAGACAUCUCUCAAUUGCAAACUUGCUGCAACUGCUGGAGACCAAAACGGUUGUGAGAUUGAGAUAGGGGUUGCAAAAGUUCACAAGCAAAUGGAUAAAUAAUUGCUUAUAAUGCAUUUUGGUUAAUGGAUAGUAUAUACUAAGUUAUAUGAGGAUUUUGUCCAUUUUGUAUUUAUAUCUUUGAAAUUUGAUAAAUAUCUCUUUCAUUUCUGAAUAAUGUGCUGUAAAUAAUGAGAAUGGCGUGGUAUCAUUGCCAAGAUAACCGUUGUUUCAA